Messenger RNA from Paramecium tetraurelia, 1731 nucleotides. RefSeq lists its product as uncharacterized. Gene Ontology annotation, cellular component: nucleus; cytoplasm. Gene Ontology annotation, biological process: protein autophosphorylation; intracellular signal transduction; peptidyl-serine phosphorylation. The record is from RefSeq and is a predicted model, not a curated record. NCBI's taxonomy places the organism in Eukaryota, Ciliophora, Oligohymenophorea, Peniculida, Parameciidae. The transcript has 5 exons. Gene Ontology annotation, molecular function: calcium/calmodulin-dependent protein kinase activity; calcium ion binding; calmodulin binding.
AUGGGUGCAACUUGUUGUAAAUCAAAUUUACAAACCUAAGAUGAACUAUCUGUGCAAUCAGCAGCUUUUGGCGAGAAUGAACAGGGUUCUUAAAAAAGAGUAGUUAAACAAUCUACUGCUAACAAACGUCAAGCAUAUACACCAGCUUAGACUUUUGGAUUAGGAUUGAAAUAAAACCUGUCUGAGGAAGGGAAAGAAGUUUAUGAGGAGCCAAAGAAGGUUUCUAUGGUAGUGUCAAAGGAGUUAGAAUAAUUGUUGGAGCGAUAGAAUUCGGACACGGACAGAAAGAAGAUAUUGGAGUAGCAGUCUGCAUAGAGUAUGAUGUUAGUGAUGACAUUAGAGAAAGAGCAUAAAUUGAAUGUGAACAUAGACGUCUUUGUAUAGUUGAAGAAGGGUUAAAUAUCUGAUCAUUAUGUAACUGGAUAAGUAUUGGGAGAAGGAGCUUUUGGGAAAGUGUGGAAGGUGACACACAAAAAGACUAAUUUGGAUAGGGCAAUGAAGCAACUCAAGAAAAGCUCAAUUUUAAAGGAGGAUAAAGAGAAAUUGUUUUCUGAAAUGAAUAUAUUGAAGAACUUAGACCAUCCAAAUAUUGUAAAAUUGUAUGAAUUAUUCGAAGAUGAUAAAAAUUACUAUUUGGUUACCGAGUAUUGUUCUGGUGGAGAAUUAUUUGAUCGUAUAAAGAAAAUGAACUUUUUCAGUGAAAAAAAAGCAGCAGAAUUAAUGAGAUAAAUCCUAAGUGCUGUUUGGUAUUGUCAUAAUCAAAAGAUUGUGCAUAGAGACUUGAAGCCAGAGAAUUUAUUAUUUGUGUCUGAUUCACAAGAUGCUGAUUUAAAAGUGAUAGAUUUUGGGACAUCCCGUAAAUUUGAAACUGGCAAAAGGAUGACAAAAAGAUUAGGAACUCCUUAUUAUAUUGCUCCUGAAGUGUUAUUGGAGAACUACAACGAGAAAUGUGAUGUUUGGUCUUGUGGUAUCAUUCUUUAUAUCUUGCUCUGUGGUUAUCCUCCAUUUUCAGGUAGAAGUGAAUCAGAUAUUUUGAAAAGAGUGAAGGCAGCAUAAUUAAAGUUCGAUCCUGAAGAUUGGGCUCAUAUUAGUGAAGAUGCUUAAAAUCUCAUUAAAAAUAUGUUGAAUCCCAAUCCUGCCAAAAGAUUAAGUGCUGAGGAAGCAUAUAAUGAUAAGUGGAUUUAAAACAACGCGCCUUCCAAUUAAGUCAAUCAAAAAGCCUUGUAAAAUCUACAGCAAUUUCAUGCGAAGAGCAAAUUCAAAUAGGCAGUUCUGACUUUUAUGGCCACUCAAAUUAUCACUCAAUAAGAGUAGGAUGAAUUGAAUAAGACAUUUUAGGCUAUUGACAAGAAUGGAGAUGGCAAACUCUCAAGACAGGAAUUAAUAGAUGGUUACACUUUAGUUACCAACAAUCAAGAGUUAGCUACUCAAUAGGUCGAUCGCAUUAUGGAAUUAGUAGACAUUAAUAGAUCUGGGGAAGUAGAUUUUACAGAAUUCUUAAUUGCAGCCAUGAAUUAGGAGAAGUUCCUGUCUGUUCAAAAGAUGGAAUAGGCCUUUAAGGUCAUUGAUUUGGAUGGGGACAACUACAUCUCCAAAGCAGAGUUAUAAAAUGUUAUGGGGGAUGUUGAUGAUGAGAUUUGGAUACAAAUACUUAAGGAAUGUGAUAGUGAUAAUGAUGGUAAAAUAUCAUUGGAAGAAUUUUCAACCUUAUUACAAUCCAAAGUUUUAUGA